CGCCGGGCUCAAUUCUUUUGGCGCGAGAAGUAGAAGGAGACGGGAGUGAGAAAUCCAGCGCGAGCCUCUCAGUCAGUCACUUUCUCAUCCUCUGCAGCAGAUAACGCGAUCGGCAGUGUUAUUAUUAUUGUUAUUAUUAUUAUUUCUCGUUAAGUUUUAAAGUUACACCCCGUGCAAAGAUGUUCGAGGCUCGGCUGGUGCAGGGUUCGAUCCUGAAGAAGGUUUUGGAGGCGCUGAAGGACCUCAUCACGGAGGCUUGCUGGGACAUCAGCUCCAGCGGCAUCUCUCUGCAGAGCAUGGACUCGUCUCACGUCUCGCUGGUGCAGCUCACGCUCCGCAGCGACGGCUUCGACUCGUACCGCUGCGACCGCAACCUGGCCAUGGGGGUCAAUCUGAGCAGCAUGUCCAAGAUCCUGAAGUGCGCAGGCAAUGAAGACAUCAUCACUCUGCGCGCGGAGGACAACGCGGACACACUGGCGCUGGUGUUUGAGACGAUCAACCAGGAGAAAGUGUCCGACUACGAGAUGAAACUGAUGGACCUGGAUGUGGAGCAGCUUGGAAUCCCAGAGCAGGAAUACAGCUGCGUGGUGAAGAUGCCCUCUGGGGAGUUUGCGCGGAUCUGCCGGGACCUGUCCCAGAUCGGAGACGCCGUCAUGAUCUCCUGCGCCAAGGAUGGGGUCAAGUUCUCCGCCAGCGGGGAGCUGGGCACGGGCAACGUGAAGCUGUCCCAGACCAGCAACGUGGACAAAGAGGAGGAGGCUGUGACGAUCGAGAUGAACGAGCCGGUCCAGCUCAUCUUCGCGCUCAACUACCUGAACUUCUUCACCAAGGCCACGCCUCUGUCCAAGACUGUCAUCCUGAGCAUGUCCCCUGACGUACCCCUGGUGGUGGAAUACAAGAUCGCAGACAUGGGACAUGUGAAAUACUACCUUGCCCCAAAAAUCGACGAGGAGGCGUCAUAACCCGGCUCUCGCAGCAGUGUGUGCUCUGGUUACCUCUGUGUGACCCAACAGCAUUGAAAGGAGUCUCUUGUACAUUCAUCCCCCCCCCCCCCCCAGUAUGCCUCAGUAUUUCCUUACCCAGUAUGCCUCAGUAUAUCCACUAUGAGAAUUGCACUCUUCCUGUUUUCUAUGGCGUGGGCAUGUUGAACAUAGUGGGGGUGGGGGGGAAAUAUAUAGGCUUUUCAGUCCAUCCCAGUUCUUUUGUGAAACCAGUUGCUAACCAGUCAGUCUCAAAAAAGUGCAAACACAGUGAGUGGUCUUUGUGAAUGAAUUGUUUUUAGAAUCCAGUGUUCUACACAAAUGCUCAGAUGAGUGUUUGCUACCAUUUUAAAGGCACUUAAACUGUAUGUCACUGAUCCUGGAUUCCCCUGCCUAGAUUAACAUUGGAUAGUCCCAGAUUAUCGGGGUCUGAAACCAGCUGGUGGUGUUACCAUGUAGAGCAGGUGGGACCACUUUAACUGAAGCAAUAUUAGCUGGUCCACAGAUAUUAGUGAAAUCAGGCAUUUGAGAUCUACAGGGGAGGACAAUGUACGUGUGAUGAUUUUAUAAAUUGAGAUUAUUCAAGAAACGUUUGCUGGACUUGCAUACAAGCAGCUAUUCAUUCAUUUUGCUCCUGCAUCUCAGUACACAAUGCAUUUCACCCCUAGCUUUCCCAGUGUACAGGGUCCCUGACACUGACUCCUCAGCUGUCUGCUUUCGACAGCACUUCUGAAGAUGUUUCUUGUGGGUGCUUUAGUCCCAGCUUGUAGAUAAUUUUUUUUUUUUUUCUGUAAAUAUGUUUUCCAAUUUUGUUAUGCAGGAUAUAAAUUUCUCCUUUUUUUUGUUUUGUAUUUUCAA
Messenger RNA from Acipenser ruthenus (sterlet), 1838 nucleotides. RefSeq names its product proliferating cell nuclear antigen. Gene Ontology annotation, cellular component: PCNA complex. The record is from RefSeq and is a predicted model, not a curated record. The transcript has 6 exons. NCBI's taxonomy places the organism in Eukaryota, Metazoa, Chordata, Actinopteri, Acipenseriformes, Acipenseridae. The coding region runs from base 180 to 962 and encodes 260 amino acids. Gene Ontology annotation, biological process: translesion synthesis; regulation of DNA replication; leading strand elongation. Gene Ontology annotation, molecular function: DNA binding; DNA polymerase processivity factor activity.